AUGCAUUCCCUGAAGACUUUAACAACCUUGUUUUGUUUUAUCACUGCGAUCCUUGGUGACUUGAAAACGGUGGCCAGUAGUCGUAGCUGUGAGCCUAUUAAGGUCCCUCUCUGCAAACGAUACCUGCCCUAUAAUAUGACAAUGUUCCCAAACGCACUGGAGCAAUUGUCACAGAAACACGCCCGUCAGAAAAUCGAUCUUUUUCGCGCCAUCGUUGCUAUAAAUUGUUCGCCGGAGGCAGGUUUUUUCCUGUGUUCGUACCACUUGCCAAUAUGUGCUCCAUCGUUCAAAUCCAGGCCAAUUAGACCGUGUAGAUCAGUCUGCGAGAAAGUCAUGUCCGACUGCAUGGCAACGAUUAGAAAGUAUAAAGGAAAAUGGCCAGAAGAUGUUGUGUGCAAGGACCUCCCUUCCUAUGACAGUGAUGUAUGUGUGACCCAAGACUCUUUCGUCAACUCG
Messenger RNA from Porites lobata, 456 nucleotides. The record is from the annotation of a GenBank genome assembly. NCBI's taxonomy places the organism in Eukaryota, Metazoa, Cnidaria, Anthozoa, Scleractinia, Poritidae.